Molecule: messenger RNA, 1796 nt
Organism: Pieris rapae (cabbage white)
Lineage: Eukaryota; Metazoa; Arthropoda; Insecta; Lepidoptera; Pieridae
Gene: Mulk
Product: acylglycerol kinase, mitochondrial
Exons: 3
Coding region: 189-1439 (416 amino acids)
Biological process (GO): protein insertion into mitochondrial inner membrane; ceramide biosynthetic process
Cellular component (GO): TIM22 mitochondrial import inner membrane insertion complex; mitochondrion
Molecular function (GO): ATP-dependent diacylglycerol kinase activity; acylglycerol kinase activity; ceramide kinase activity
Source: RefSeq, a predicted model, not a curated record
AUAUAUAUAUUCCGGUAUACCUAUAGCACUAUAGUCGGAACAAGUCAGCUGUAUAUUCAUAAGACAGAUUUUCGUGUGGAUUUACAUCAUUUAAUAAUAACCUUGACAUUAUAAUAUUAAAUUGUAAAUUAAAACAAUGGUAAUAUUAUAAAAUAAAUUAACUAAAAUAAUCAUUUAAACCUUCUACAAUGGAAAAAGCUUUGAAGAUCGUUAAGACACUAAGAAAUAAUUGGAAAAAGUCUGUGUUUGGUGCAAUUUUAGUGUAUUAUGGUGCUGCAACAGCAAAAGAAAAAUACGAGAUUAAUAUAUUGAUGCGCGCAGCAUGCAAGGAAGCAGUGAAGUAUGGGGAUGCCAUGAUUGAAUAUGAUAGAAACCCAACACUUAUAACAGUUGUUCUUAACCCAGUAGCUAAUAAGAGAAAAGCUAAAAAAGACUUUGAGAAGUAUUGUGAGCCAAUACUUCAUCUUGCUGGUUUACAAGUAGAUGUGAAAGUAACAACUUCUGAGGGCCAUGCAAAGGAAAUUGUUGAGAACUUAAAGGGUACAGAGGCAAUUAUUGUAGCAGGGGGAGAUGGCACUCUUUCAGAAACUGUAACAGGACUGCUACGCCGAAAUGAUGAUGCCAACCGCUUUCCUCUCGGUAUUUUACCUUUGGGAUCAACCAAUAGUAUUGGAAAUACAUUGUUUCCUGGAGGCAAAGGUGUUGAAAAAGUCAAGCAACUCAUUGAAGCUUGUAUGGCAAUAGUUCAAGGACAAACAAUUUUAAAGGAUGCUAUGAAAAUUGAGCCUUUAGCUAAUGAGGAAGAAACACCAAGUAGGCCAAUUUAUGCCAUGACCUCAAUAAACUGGGGAGCAUUUAGGGAUAUCCAAGCAAAAAGAGAUAAAUAUUGGUUGUAUGGUCCAUUACGUGAAUAUGCAGCAUACAUUUUCAAUGGCUACAAGGAUUCUAUUACUUGGAUUUGCAAUGGAGUUAUAACAUACACUCCUCCAUGUGCUGGGUGCAGUAAUUGUCUAACAAAAAAACCUGAAUUGAAAAGAAAGUGGUCUUUCUUUAUGCCAAGCACCCAAGCCACAAAUGAUACGGCUAAAAUAAAAAUUUUAAACCCAGAGUGUGCAGUAACAGAAGAACUGUGCUUUAAGACAAGUGAAAUGAAAAUAAGUCCAAAUGUCACUGGGGGUUUACCAGCCCUGCGUGUAGAAUUGGGAAGAAAUAAAUAUUCAUAUACAGAGUUUGUUUCCGAAGGAUGGCGGAGGAUUAAAGGUGACAGUAAAAUUGAAGAAGUGGUAAAAGCACGAACAAUUCUUUUGCAACCACAAAGUACAAAACCAGAUGAAGUAUUUGAGAUAGACAAAGAAGAAUUCGAUGUUAAGCCUAUGAAAGUGACUAUAUUACCAAAUAUGAUUAAAAUGUUCUGUAAAAGUGAAAAAUUGGAUAAAUAAAAUUGUUACUUGUUAAUGGAAAUCUUAGUUACUAGCUACUCACAAGGUAGAUAUAAUUUUUGAACAAACUGGCAAAAUGUUACUACAUAUAAUAUAUAUAAAUAAUUAAGAAUCGGUUGUACAGAUAUAAAAUUAUAUUCAAAGCCCUCGUUAACAGUAAAUUAAUCAAUAAAGCUUUUUAUACAUUUGACAGAUACUUAAAUGAUCCUAAUGCUCCAGUUCCAUCAAUCUGUAUGACAAAAAAAAUUGGUGAUUGACUUGCGAACUGGUAGUAAAUGUAAAUUUAAAAUUGCUGUAAUUGUUUUUUUUGACGUUCAUAAGUGUACUCUACCUUUAUGAAUAAAGAUAGUUUGAGUU